AUGAAGUGCAUAAUCUGCUAUUCCAAUAGUUCCAAAUAUCAAAUUUUCAUCAAAAACAUUCUACCCAAGUUUAGACCUUACAAUGAAGUUUCCUGUUCCCCCUUUCUUCUCAGGGUUCUUUACAUUUUUGAUUCUUACAAUAAUAAUCUCAUUGAUUUAUAUAUCGUUUUCCAUAUAAAAGCUUACCAAGAAAUCUACUUAUUGAACAAAUAUGUCAACAAGUAUAGUCUAAAACAAGAUAAUUUAUAACGCACCAUGGCUGAUUCUGGGAUUAUCUCGAAUGUGAAAUUUGCAAAUUCGUAUCAAUUUAAUAUUGAUAGGGUUAUUGAAUCAGAUGUUGGUCAUAAGGCACUGCAGGGUAUGUUUUAUAGUUUUAUUAAAAUUAAAAGCAUAUUAAAAUAAAUUAUAUGAAAUAGCUCUCACUUUUGAUAUUUGAAUAUCUGAAGACCAAGUUUCAGCAUGUAGCCACUAAAUAAGUGAAAUAUAAGUAUCAUGUAACUAAGUCUUUGUAUCACAGCUAGAAAUGGAAUAGGGAGAGUGCAUGAAUAUCUUGAACAAUAAAGGAAAUAAGGUUACGACCACUUACUUUAAUUUUUCACUAUUAAACCUCUUUUUCAAAUAAUUUCAACGUAUUGGAGUGGUAAUUUAUUUUAUCGUGAUGAUUCUUCAUUUCUCUGUCUUUGGAACUACUGAUGAAGAACUUAUUGUUUAUGUAGUUCCUUUAACAAUGCAUUUGGUGCUAUAAAUAUCUAAGUCUCUUUACUUUGAUCAUAUAAAGAGAAAGGAGGAUUAAAUUGUCAAUGACAGGAAAGUUACACGUUUUCGGAGACUUAGAAGAGACAAACCAAAAUAAUUAAUGACUCAAUAAUAACAACAACAAUAGUCAUCCUUUAAAAAACCUAAAACAUCCCUUUAUGAGAAUUGUUCUUGGUAAUAGAUUGAAUUAGGGGAUAUUAUUUAUUUAAAACGAAAUGAAAUAUGUCCAGCUGAUAUGUUAUUAUUGGAUGUGUCUGAUGAAAUACUUUAAGUCUAAACUCAAAAUUUUCGAGGUCAAACUAUUGAUUAAAUAAGACAGCCUACUUAAUUAACUAUGCUAAAAAACGGGCGUAAUAGAUUAUAAGGAUUUGAUUAUAAAAAAUUAUUAACUGGUAGUAUCCAAUAUAACAUAUAAGAUGCUUAAAUCUUCGGAUUCAUUAAAUUAAAAAAAGAUCCGAAAGGAGAAUAAUUUGAAAACAGAAACAUCUUAUUUAGAGAAGAAUAAUUAAAAACUUGUUAAUAUGUGAUAGGAGUAGUGUUAUAGACUGGUAAUAAUUGUUUUUGUUAUUUAAAUAUGGAGAAAUAAGAAAAGAAAUCAUUUUUUGUGUAGAAAUCUAGUAUGUUUUUUGCUUUAACCCUUGGGAUAUCUUUGAUGAUUUCAAUAUUUAGUUGGUUUUUAGCUUCAUUUGCAGCAUGUUUGCCAUAUAAUUAAGCUGAUUUUGAUGGUAUAACUCUUGCUUUUUAUUUACUUUAAUAUUUAAAGACAACUCCAAUAUUUUUUUAUAAUUGUAUUGAUUUGAUAGAAGUGAUUAAUGCUCACAUAAAAUUUACAAAAUACAAAGGAUAAGAAAAUGCAAAUAUUGAUUAUUUACAAUUGAAUCCAGUGUCUGUUGGAGAUAUGGUGAUGACUGAAUAUGUCUGUUUUGAUAAAACAGGUACAAUAACUACUGGAGAAUGUAGAAUACAUACUAUAAUUGUUGAAGAUACAAUGUAUAAGUUUAGCUAUAACAAAAUGAAUAAAAAUUAAUGGAAUAUAUUCAAAGAUAAUAUUCAAAAUUAAGUUAAAUAAGACCCAAACUUUUAAAUGGAGGAAAUAGAAGAAUCUGAUUUGGAUGUGCAAUCUAAAAAAAUAAGACAUACAGGAAUUUUUAAAUUAACAAUUCAACAUAGAACUUCUAAAAAGAUACCUAGUUAUGAAUCAGGUAGAUAAGAUCUAGUUUCAAGUAAGAGUAUUGCAAAUCCUAUGGAUGAUGGAGAUGGUGAAAUUGAGAAUAUGAGAUUAGAAGAUUUUGAUGAUACUCAUUAUAGAAUAACUCCAUAACUUUGUACUAACAAGCCAAAACCAUUUUUUAAUAAAAAAGCAUUUGCUACAGCACCAGUUUAAAUAAAUGUUAGUUAAGGAGGAGGUAUGCAUUAACUUUAAGAGGAUGAAAUGCUUAUUAAGCAAUCAUCAUAUAAGGAUGAGUAGAGAUCUUUUGAUAACAAAUCAAUAAUGAGUAGAAAGAUUAUAGAAAAUUCACCAAGAGAUGCAAAAAGACAACAAAGCAUUAAAAAAUCUAUGUAAAUGGAUAAAGUUGCUGAAGAAGAUUUAGAGAUUAUCUUUUCAAGAGAAAAUGAUUUCUAUAAACAUCUUGUUAAUGGGUUAAACAAGUUAAUAUAUUAAGAAGCUAUUUUGUCUCUUCUUCUAUGUUAAGAGAUCGUUUCUAGAUAUUCUCCAAGUGAGGAUCAUUUUAUGCAUGAUUCAACAUAAUUUACUUUUGAUCAAGAGCUUUUGAGAUUUGUAAGUUUGUUAGAUAUUAAAUUUUUGUGUUGUAAUGAAUUCAAUGGCAAAAUUGUCUACAUUAUAGAUUUCUUUGGGGAAGUUCUUGAAUUUCAAGUUAUGGCAAAUUAUCAUAAUGGAACAUAAUAAGGAGUUUUAAUACUUUAUCCUGAUAAGUUGUAAGAGAAAUUUCUUUUGAUUAAUGAAAGUGAUCCUAUGGAAAGUUUACAGUAUAUUUUCAUAAUGAGGGAAGAAACCAAUUCUUUGCCUAUGUAUAUUGAUGUUGACAAAGGAAGCAGAGAAUAUUGGGAUAAAGUAUUCUCCAAAUUGCAUAUGUGUGGUAUGAGAUCAGUUAUUUAUUCAAAAAUCUACCUAAAAGAUAAAGAUGCAAGUCUUUUUAUGUCUAGAUAUUAAGGUGAAGAAGGUAUGAAGGCUUUCAAUGAAAUAUCCAAAGAUAUGUAAAUUGUUUAAGUUGUUGGAGUCAAAGAAUAGAUGAGAAAAGACACUAAACCUUUAAUCCAUCAAAUGAAAUAAGCUGAUCUGAGCUUAUAUCUCUUGAGUGGAGAUGAAAUCAGCAGAGUCUUACCUAUCGCAUUUAAAUCAAAAAUUGUUAAUUAAAAUGACACUCUUCUGUACUUAGAUAAUGAAAAUGCCAGAGUUGUUAUGAAAAAUCACCUUACUAUUAUUUCUUAAUAUUUAAAAUUAGAUGAAUAAACUACAUCCAAACCUAUGAGAAUGAGUACUCUUGACAAACAUCAUAGGUCAUUCAUAUAAGAGGAAAGAUGUAUAACUUAUCCUGAUAUCAAAUCAUUCAGCAUUGUUUUAAGUGGAGAUUACUUUAAUGACAUUCUCUAAGACAGUUAUUUAUUAUCUCACUUUAUGUUUCUCUUAUAUCUUUGUAAUUCUUUGGUUGCUUAUAAGUUUAAUUCCCAAUAAAAGGCCAAAAUCAUUAACAUUAUCUAAACUCAAUUUAUUGGCAAUAAACGUGUCCUAGCUGUUGGUGACUCCUAUAAUGAUAUUCAUAUGUUUUGCUAAUCAAAUAUUGGAGUUCAAUAUUGCCAUUAUCCUAUUUAAAAUUAGUCUUAUUAGAGAGGCAAUACUAAAUUAAAAUUAAAUAGAAAAGUCACUUCUAAUAAAUUAUUAGAUAACCCUUUAAAUCGUAAAUUCAUUUAAAAUGAUAUGUGGAUUAUACCCACAGCUGAUGUGUGUUUAAAGGAUUACGUAAAUUUAAGUGCCUUAAUGUUUUUUGAGAGUAGAAUUUUUGCUGAAGUCUAUGAUGAUUUAUUAGUUUUCUCUUUUUAUAGAUCUUUACUUAUAAUUUAUAUAUUAUUUCUCUAUUAUGCAACCUAUUGUAGUUAAAAUAAUACUAUUUUUACAGGUACAUGGCUAACUGUUUAUUAGAGUAUCUUGUUAUUUAUUCAAUAAUUAGUAAGUUUAAAAUCUAAAAUGCAAAGAUAAUAUGAUAAAGAUUCUAUCACUUAUAUCGAUCAAUUUAAGAAUAACAUAAAAAUAUUCAAAAAAAAGAAAGUUUUAUCAUUUAUUUUGAAAAUAAAUGGGAAUGCUUUGUUAGAUGCUGCGUUGCUCUAUAUUUCCUUAAGAAUAUUAGAUGAUAUUGCUAUUGAUUCAUUUAAAUAAAUGCUAUUAAUCCUAUUGAUUUUAAGUGAUAUUGUUAAAUUAAUUGUUUCAACCAAUUACAGUAAAUAUGCUUGGAUUGCCUUUAUUAGCACAUAUUUUGUUUGUUGGCUCAUAAUGGCAAUUUUGACAGCAUACUUUGAUAAUAUGGAUGGUUUUGUAGAAUUUUUAAUUUUACCAUAAACUUGGCUAUCACUCUUUUCAUAUGGAUUUGCACAAUAUUGUUUAAGUAGUAUAAUUGAAAUGAUUUAACCACUUUUUUGUUAAUCAUUGAUUGACAAACAACAAUAUGAUGAAGUUUAAAAUUAUAUUAUUAAACCUUCGAAAAAUGGUGCCAAAAAAUAUCAUAAUUUGAUCAGGAGAUUUGCGCAAUUAGCAGGAAAAGUUUUUAAGAAAAAUAAGGAUGAAAUGGAUAUUGCUAUAUAAGAUGUAAUUUGUGAAUUAAAAGUUAAUUCUGAUAAAAUCAAUCGAUUUACCCUAAGAUUCCUCAACAAGGACACCGAAAUGAAAUUUAAAAGAAUGUCAAAAUUGAGAUGGAUUAAGUUUGAAAAACUCAAAUUAGGUUUAUCAUUAAUAUUUUUGGAAGUUUUUGCUUUAAUCAUUUACAUACUGACUUAUAAAACAGAUAUUCAAACUAAAACCUAUUUUAUUAUUUAUAUCCUUAGUAUUAGUGGUUAAUCCUUAUUGAUAAUAAUGAUUUUUUCAAGCAUUUAUUAGAAAAAUUUCUUUUAAAUAAAUUUAAUUAUAGCUAUUAUUAGACUGUUGACCAAAAUGAUAUCUGAUUUUGGAUAGGAUGGAACUUACGAUAUAUUAUUAAGUUAGUCUUACAUAGUAAUAAUAAUAUUUUCUAAAUUGCAUAUUCCAUUACUUAACUUUAUAAUUGCAACUUUAUCAAUAAUAGGUUUUUUUNUGGCUAACUGUUUAUUAGAGUAUCUUGUUAUUUAUUCAAUAAUUAGUAAGUUUAAAAUCUAAAAUGCAAAGAUAAUAUGAUAAAGAUUCUAUCACUUAUAUCGAUCAAUUUAAGAAUAACAUAAAAAUAUUCAAAAAAAAGAAAGUUUUAUCAUUUAUUUUGAAAAUAAAUGGGAAUGCUUUGUUAGAUGCUGCGUUGCUCUAUAUUUCCUUAAGAAUAUUAGAUGAUAUUGCUAUUGAUUCAUUUAAAUAAAUGCUAUUAAUCCUAUUGAUUUUAAGUGAUAUUGUUAAAUUAAUUGUUUCAACCAAUUACAGUAAAUAUGCUUGGAUUGCCUUUAUUAGCACAUAUUUUGUUUGUUGGCUCAUAAUGGCAAUUUUGACAGCAUACUUUGAUAAUAUGGAUGGUUUUGUAGAAUUUUUAAUUUUACCAUAAACUUGGCUAUCACUCUUUUCAUAUGGAUUUGCACAAUAUUGUUUAAGUAGUAUAAUUGAAAUGAUUUAACCACUUUUUUGUUAAUCAUUGAUUGACAAACAACAAUAUGAUGAAGUUUAAAAUUAUAUUAUUAAACCUUCGAAAAAUGGUGCCAAAAAAUAUCAUAAUUUGAUCAGGAGAUUUGCGCAAUUAGCAGGAAAAGUUUUUAAGAAAAAUAAGGAUGAAAUGGAUAUUGCUAUAUAAGAUGUAAUUUGUGAAUUAAAAGUUAAUUCUGAUAAAAUCAAUCGAUUUACCCUAAGAUUCCUCAACAAGGACACCGAAAUGAAAUUUAAAAGAAUGUCAAAAUUGAGAUGGAUUAAGUUUGAAAAACUCAAAUUAGGUUUAUCAUUAAUAUUUUUGGAAGUUUUUGCUUUAAUCAUUUACAUACUGACUUAUAAAACAGAUAUUCAAACUAAAACCUAUUUUAUUAUUUAUAUCCUUAGUAUUAGUGGUUAAUCCUUAUUGAUAAUAAUGAUUUUUUCAAGCAUUUAUUAGAAAAAUUUCUUUUAAAUAAAUUUAAUUAUAGCUAUUAUUAGACUGUUGACCAAAAUGAUAUCUGAUUUUGGAUAGGAUGGAACUUACGAUAUAUUAUUAAGUUAGUCUUACAUAGUAAUAAUAAUAUUUUCUAAAUUGCAUAUUCCAUUACUUAACUUUAUAAUUGCAACUUUAUCAAUAAUAGGUUUUUUUAGAAAGUUUAGCGUUGGGGAGGAUUACUAUCAAAUUAUUAAUGGUAAUUUAAUAGUUUUGAUAACUUUAAUUCUAUUUAUAUCUUUAUAAUAUAAAUUGAAUAUGUUAGAAAAGUAAGAUUUCAUGAUAACGGCGACACUAAAUUAAGAGAUGACAUAAAUGACAAAUGUCUUAUCGAUACUUUUACCAAAAUUUAUAAGAGACAGAAUCAAUGCAAGUAAGAUAAAAAUUAAAUAUUUUAAGAGGGAAUGUAUGAAAUACAGGAAAAUUAAGGGGAAGUUUCAAUAUUAUUCUGUGAUAUAUGUGGAUUUGAUGAUUUGAUUGCGAUAGAAAAAGAGAACAUAGUUAAUUUAUUGGAUGAUCUAUUUAGAGGAUUUGAUGCAUUAUGUGUUUCAAAUGGAAUGUAAAAGAUUGAGACUGUUGGAAAGACUUAUAUGGCAGCAGGAGGAUUAAAAGCUGUUGAUUAAGGAACCAAGUUUAUUAAUUAAAGUGCAGUGAAAAGAGUAAUUGAUUAUGAUAUAUUUAAGGCAGUUUAAUUAUCUCUUGAAAUGAUGGAAUAUUCCAAGAAGUUUAAAUUUGGAUAAACUGGCAAUAUUAGAAUUAAAAUAGGAAUUCAUUAUGGUCGAGUAAUUGCAGGAGUUAUUGGGCAUCAUAAACCUCAAUUUUCAUUGAUUGGAGAUACUGUUAAUACAACUAGUAGAGUUUGUUCAACUGGGUAAGAUGGAGAAAUAACUAUUUCUAAUGAAGCUUAUAUGGAAUUAAAUAUGCCAGACUUAUAAUUUAAUUAGAGAAAGGUUAAUGCUAAAGGUAAAGGAGAACUAAUUACAUGGUAAAUCAUCACUUAAAUUAAGAGAAAUACAGAUAAAAAAGAAAGAAAAAAGAAGGGACUGAUUCCUAAAUUUGAUUAAAGUUAAUAAGAAUAAUAAUAAACUAUGAAUAGAUUAGAAUCUGUAACCCCAAAAUCUGAACAUCGUUAAUUAAAAAUACCACACUAAAAAUCAUUUGAUGUGUUAGCACGGGAUUCUUAUUCAAAAAUUGAAUAAUAAUAGUCCCAAGAUAAUAAUAAUUCGAUGAGUUAAAAUUAAUUAAAGGAGUCUUAAUAAAAAGACUUAAUUCCUUUAAGAAAAAAAGGUUAGAGAGGACCUACUCUAAUUAUGAAACAGUAAGAAAAUAGAUCUUCUUUAGCUCUGCAAUUGUAACACUCAGGCAGCUAGAAUGCUUUAUAAUAAACAAGUAAUAGGAAUCUUCCUCCUAUCAUUGUAUAUUAACCUGAAGAAAGUUUGCAUUCUAAUAAUAAUUUUAGAGAAGAGUCAUUUCAUGAAAAAAAUCAAACAAAUUUACUCCAUGAUUUAUCAUAAAAGUUAAGAAGAGAUUUAUAUAUAGAAAUGAUUGACGAAACACCUGACUACGAAAUUGAAAUUGAAAAAAUUUAAUUCGAUGAAGAUGAAUAAAUUAUAAGUGAAACACUUUAAUUAGAGAAAUCUAAAUUUUAUCUUGAUUUCAAAGAUAGCCAAAAAGAUCUGGCCAAAGAAUUCAUGGAAUAAAAGGAAGGUAUAAAUAUAGUUUUAAUAUUAUUAUUGCACUUUGUGUAAUAUAUUUCCAAGACUGUCACUCUCUUAUAUAUGUAGAAUGAAAAAAAUUGGCUAAUAGUUUUUGUAUUAAGAUUUAUAGUUUCUAUGAUCUUGUUAAUCUUAACAUUACUUUAGAAUAAGAAAUUAAAACAUCGAUUUUACAAAUAUGAAUAUUUCCUUACUACUUAUAUUGCACUUUUAAUCAGUAUUAUAUUCGAAUUGAUUAUUUUAACAAAGAAAUCUGUAGAAUUAUAAGCAGCUGAAGGAAUCUUAUUAAUUUGUUUCUUUUCAUCAAUCCCAAACAUUUAGAUAAAAUUCAAAAUUUGCUUUAACUUUUGCUUUUUUGUAGCUUAAUUAUUAAUAGUAUUAAUUAAAUACAAAGAUUUAUCUGUGGCUUAUUAUACAGUUUUCUAAAGUUGUAUGACUUUCAUAAUUUAAUACCAUCUCUUUUUUUAAGACCUUGGUACCUUCAACAAUAAAAGAUCACUUGAAACUAAAAAGAUGCAAACUCAAAAUUUAGUAAAGUAUUUGCUCCCAUCUCAUAUAUUAAAAUAGUUUUUAUCGAAUACUAAUUAGAGAAUGGUAUUAGUUGAUUAAUUUGAAGAUGCAACAUUGUUAUUUGCAGAUAUUGCUGGAUUUACAGAAUAUUCUAGUUAAGUCGAGCCUGAAUAAGUUGUAAAUAUGCUUAGAAAUUUAUUCACUGAAUUUGAUAAAAAAUGUUUAACUUAAAAUGCUUAUAAAUUGUAUACAAUAGGAGAUUGUUAUGUUGCUUUUGGUAUAGUUGAUGUAACCUAAAGAAAUCCAGCUUAAGAAGCUAAAAAUGUAGUUGAAUUAGGUUUUCAAAUGAUAGAAACAAUAAGAUAAGUGAGAACAAUAAUUGGUUUUGAUGGAUUAGAUAUGAGGAUUGGAAUUCAUACAGUAAGAUUGUAUUUAAUUUGUAUUAUAGGGUUGCGUAAUUGGAGGAAUUUUGGGUACUGAAAUAGUGAGAUAUGAUGUUUAUGGAGCUGAUGUAAUGAUUUCGAAUAAAAUGGAAUCAAAUGGAGAACGUGGUUAAGUUCAAGUGUCUGAAGAAACCAAACAGUUACUUGAACAAAGCUUUCCUGAUCAAUUUCUAUUUACUUUUAAUAAAGAGGUUGAAUUUAAAUCAAUAAAUCGAAAAACAAAAGGCUACUUUAUAUAGCCAAUCAGAAAUGAUAGUAAUGAUGAUUUCGAAGAUCCUAAGAACUUAUAAUUAGUUAAAGAAAUUGACUAAUAAUAUAAUCGAAGAUCAUGA
This is a messenger RNA of Paramecium sonneborni, 9059 nucleotides long. The record is from the annotation of a GenBank genome assembly. Lineage: Eukaryota; Ciliophora; Oligohymenophorea; Peniculida; Parameciidae.